AUGUCUUGUGUAACUUCUGUUUCAUACAGGUUCUCAAUCAAUGGUAGCCCUUCAAAACUCCUUAGAGAAAAAAGAGGCUUGAGACAAGGAGACAUCAUCUCACCUCUGCUCUUUGUGAUCACUAUGGAAUACCUUCACAGGAUACUUCAAACUUUGGCAAGAAAUCUUAAUUUCAAGUUCCAUCCAAGAUGUGAGAGGCUAAACAUCAUCAACCUAUUUUUUGCAGAUGACAUUCUGUUGUUUACUUGGGGAGAUGGUAUAUCCUUGCAGCUAAUCAUGGAGAAAGUUCAAAAAAAAUUAGAUGCUACAGGUUUGUGUAUCAGCAACACUAAGAGCAAGAUGUAUAUUGGAGGAGUGGAUGAAGAGACAAGAAAGCACCUUUACCAUCUCACAGGUCUGACUGAGGGAGAGAUGCCAUUCAGGUAUUUGGAAGUGCCACUUAGUAACAAAAAAACUAAUUGCCAAGAACUGCCAACCCUUAAUUGA
Lathyrus sativus (Indian pea) is the source of this 486-nucleotide messenger RNA. Lineage: Eukaryota; Viridiplantae; Streptophyta; Magnoliopsida; Fabales; Fabaceae. The record is from the annotation of a GenBank genome assembly.